Messenger RNA from Metarhizium acridum CQMa 102, 2607 nucleotides. The record is from RefSeq and is a predicted model, not a curated record. Lineage: Eukaryota; Fungi; Ascomycota; Sordariomycetes; Hypocreales; Clavicipitaceae.
AUGAAUGUCUUUGCGCGCUGGCGACCACUGGCCGAUGCCGAAGAAGCCCAAGGCGCCAUCAACUACACAACCUCCCACAACUCACCGUUGCUCUCAGUAUCCAUCCAUCGAGCAUCUUCGCCCGAUGACCGCACCUGGGAAAGCCCCGCGGCCUUCACCGCCGUGCUCGACGCCCAGGACGACAACACGGCCGUGUACACCCGGGUGGUGCAGCCCGGCAUCGCCAGGGUCCUGCAGGGCGAGAGCGCGAGCUUCUUUGCCUACGGCCACUCGGGCAGCGGCAAGACGCACACCGUCAUGGGCUACCAACAAACCCCCAGCGGCGUCGGCCUGAGUCUCGCCGCAGCCGCUCGCCAUCGGCCUCAGCCCCCUGGAGCUCCGCGGCAAGGGCCCGACGGCAAGACGCACAUCCGGGCGCGGACCGAGACCCUCGACGGCUCCAGAGUGCGCGGGCGGCCGCUUCUCCAACGAGCCUGCCGGACGUACGAGUCGUUCUGCGACGAGCUGCAACGGGGCCUUGCGAGACGCGCCGUGGGCUCGUCCACCGUCCAUGACCAGAACUCGCGAACGCACGCCGUGCUGAGGCUGGAAGUCGUCAAGCAGAAUCUUGUCGCGGCGCGGGAGGCGCUCCUCGACCGCCAGUCGGAGCUGGUGCCCGUUGGGAAGCGCGCCACGGGCAUCAGCAUCGAGGAGCAGUCGAGGGCGUAUAUUCGCGCCGCGGAUGGUAAAUGGGCGCCUAACCCCGAGUACGCCGUCGAUCAGGCGCGCAUCGUCGCCGCCCUCGCCGAGCAGGCCGAGUUCGAGGCCCGCGUCGAGGCGGCGGAGCAGCACGUCGCCGCCGUGUAUGAGGAUACCGCUGGUCUCGGCGGCAGCCUCGUCUUCGUCGACCUCGCCGGCGGGCGUGAAGCAGUCCCCGCAGGAGAAGCAGGAGGGCCGUCAGAUCAACACGGAUCUCCUGGCGCUGAAGGAGGUGAUCCGCGCGUGUAUGGGGCUUUGGUUGGCGCCGCAACCAACCACGGAGUAGUCGACAUGGAGAUCGCGCAGCUUCUCGUCGACAUACAAGGCACGAAACACCGAGUUACACUAGAUAUCACAGUGAUCUCAAAACACGAUGUUAUAUUAGGGAUACCCUGGUUGCGAGCGAGCAAUCCACGAGUCAAUUGGAGAACCGGCCAACUUCAAUGGGAUUUACCAGGAUGCGGUUACGAAGCAGAGAGCGGCCUACGAAGGGCACCUCAUUCGAACUACGACAGGCCUCUAGGAAUAUAUGUGAUCGCCAGAGAGCCAAAAGCUGAGACAACGGAGAUUCCCAAGGAAUACUCAAAGUACAGCAAGCUGUUCAGCGGAGAGCUAGAAACAGGACUACCGGAGCAUUCACGCUGGGACCACGAGAUCAGACUCCAGCCCGGUACUGAACCAACGUUCAACAAAAUUUAUCCUCAGAACCCUGAGCAAGACAAGGCGCUCAAGGAGUAUCUGGAGGACAUGCUACAAAAGGGAUACAUACGACCAUCAGAGUCCCCAGCAGGAUACCCAAUCCUGUGGGUACCAAAGAAGAACGGGAAACUACGACCAUGCAUCGAUUACCGACACUUGAAUAAGAUCACAAUCAAGAAUCGAUACCCGUUACCGCUUAUGACGGAAAUCAGAGACAAAGUUGGAAAAGCCAAAUGGUUCACCACACUAGACUUAAAAGGAGCCUAUAACCUUAUACGGAUGAAAGAAGGCCACGAGUGGAUGACAGCAUUCCGAACCAGCAGAGGACACUACGAAUAUUUAGUGAUGCCUUUCGGGCUUACCAACGCACCAGCAACCUUUCAAAGAAUGAUCGAUACGAUCUUACGGAAACAACUAGGAGUGUUUGUGGUUGUAUACCUCGACGAUAUCCUCAUCUACUCAGAUACCCUUGAGGAACACAAACGACAUGUACAUGAGGUACUACAAACUCUACAGGACAACAAACUCUUAGUCGAAGCCUCGAAAUGCCAGUUCCACCAGAACACUGUGCACUUUCUAGGGUACGUGCUCACACACGGAGAAAUACGAAUGAGCCCGGAUAAGAUCAAAACCAUCAAGGAAUGGCCUACACCAAAGAAUCUAAAAGAAGUCAGAGGAUUCACAGCAUUCGUGAACUUCUACCGCAAGUUCUUGAGCGGAUAUGGAGACAUUUCACGACCUCUCACAAACCUAACAAAGAAAGAAGUCGGCUUCCAAUGGAACGAACCAGAAGCCACGGCAUUCCAGAAAAUGAAAGAUUUAGUUACGUCAGAACCUGUGUUGAAAGCACCUGAUCAGGACAAACCUUAUGAGCUUGAAACGGACGCCUCAGACUUUGCACUAGGCGGACAGCUUGGACAACGAGAUGAUCAAGGAAGAUUGCACCCAGUUGCAUUCUUCUCGAAGAAACUCCACGGACCCGAACUCAAUUAUGGGAUCCACGACAAAGAACUCAUGGCUAUCAUUGAGUGCUUCAAAGAAUGGAGACACUAUCUCAUAGGAGCAAAGCAUCAAAUCAAGGUCUAUACUGACCACAAGAAUCUCACAUCGUUCUUGACCACAAAGGAUCUGAACAAACGACAGAUCAGAUGGAUGGGAACCUUGUGCUAG